Messenger RNA from Syngnathoides biaculeatus (alligator pipefish), 9427 nucleotides. Its product is annotated as pecanex-like protein 3. Gene Ontology annotation, cellular component: membrane. The record is from RefSeq and is a predicted model, not a curated record. Lineage: Eukaryota; Metazoa; Chordata; Actinopteri; Syngnathiformes; Syngnathidae. The transcript has 36 exons. The coding region runs from base 769 to 7629 and encodes 2286 amino acids.
UGAGCGUGCGCGCGUGUGCGCGCGUGAGUGAGUAAGUAAGCUAACCAGUUGUUGGCUAGCACCUUUUAGCAACUCUUUUUCGCCUUCUUUCCUGAAACAUUUGAACACUUUCCCAUUUCUCGCCAAAGAUCCACUUGACGUUCGCCACGGAAGGGGACCACCAUUAAAGAGGCUUGUCCGUCCCCCUAAACUGUCAAAGAAGACCAGGGACCCUCGAGAAAUGAUACUUUAGCCUCUCGACACUGGGGAAAAGUCCGGUUGCAUCUUACAGAUUUUUUUUUUUCCUUUUGGGGGACGUCGCUUUCUAACAUCCCAGGAAGGAAAGCUGUGAGAUUUUUUUUUUUUUUUUUGUAAGGAGUGGAUGCGGAAGAAAGCUAUGAGGCGAGUUGGACGCCUAAAGCUAACUGGACGCUGAGCUGGGAUUCAAAUAUGAGUGUUUUUUCUCACACUUGCCGUGUUGCCAAUGUGCUACAGAGUCACUCACCUGAAUACCCUUCAAGGAUUAGGCUUGAGUCAAGCGGCAUCAUCUGUGCGGGGAGGGAGCACACAGCGGUGCCAGGAUGUGCAAAGACUCCUGACCUUAAGUGAAGUGUGCACAUACCCAAGGCUUAGAAGUGUUGUUCCUCAUGAGACAGUCUCGCUCGAUUUGCCAUCCUCAAUGGAAGUGCCAUCAUAGACAGGAUACACUGUGGGUCCAACUCAGCAGUUUUCUGAGUGACCGUGUUGGAGCGGCUCUUUCAGCUGCGGGUUCCCCCUGAAGGCGGAGAAAUGGGAUCCCAGGCACUUCAGAUAUUACGACAGGGUGUGUGGGCCUCGCUCACUGGAGGGUGGUAUGUGGACCCCCAUCAGAGCACCUUCUCCAACUGCUUUCAUCUCUACCUAUGGAUAUUUCUGCUGGCCUUCCCCUUUCUGCUAUACAUGGCUUUCCCUGCAAGCUUGUUGAUAGCAGGACUGUACUCUGCUGUGGUGGCCAUCUUUUUCACCACCAUAAAAGUGGUGAACUACCGUCUCCACGCCAUGUUCGACCUCGGGGAGCUUGUCGAUAAGAAAAAGGCCUCACUCACAGCCGAUGUUCCAAAGACAGAAGACGUUGAGGAAGCUUCAGGUGGCCAUGAUGGGAGUCAACCCAGCAGGGAUAUUCAUGCUGGCGUAGAGAUGACCGUGUUUCGGAAGGUCAACUCAACGCCUCCGGUAAGAUGCAGCUCUCAGCACUCGCUGUUUGGACUCAACCAGGUGUCGGAGUUCUUGCCCCAACUUGAGGAUUCAGGGGGAACAAAGGAUAUCAAGGAGUUAAUGCGAGAACAAGGAAGCAAUAAUGUGAUUGUUACCUCUGCUCAUCGUGAAAUGCUGCGGCAGAGUUCUCAGGACACCAUCCGGACUCCAAGUAUGGUUCAGUCCUGCAUUGUUGCUGCUCUGGGAGGUAAUUUUCCAGGUCUCAUUGGACUCCCCGGUGUGGCAUCUGGAUUUGGAGAAGCAGGAGAAUAUCUGUCUGUACCCCCUUCACCUUCAAGUCAAGAAGAUGGAGGAGACAAAGAGCCAUUGCAUGAGGUUGUGGUUCCUCAAAAGAUUCCAGAAAACAGUGCAUUAGCUUAUUCACCCCUCGGGCCAUCUGGUGAGUCUGAAAGUCUUGGGGAUACCCCGCUUAGUCCUCUUAUAAAAAGUAGCUUGAGCGAAGAGCUGAGUGAAAAUCUCUUGGGGCUGGGCCUCGACCCAGUGGUGUUUGUGCCUGGGACCGAGUACCCUGGCCGUCGUAGUGGUGUGGCAUUAGCUACUGGAUCCACAGACAGCUGUUUCAGUGGCGGUGGUGCCGCAACUGACCGCGAGACACUGAGCACUGUUAGCAGCUACCGCAGUGAGAAAACAGACUCCACUCAGCUUGAAAGUCCAUCAUUCACCCAACCGAAGCUAGCAGAUGGACCAGUAUCUGCUACGGCGCCAACAGUUGGGGCCAAGAUGCCCACAGAGGUUCAAAUAGGACAGGAUGGCAGCGAUACGGAUAACCUGUCAGACAGCGUGUUACUGCGUUCCCCCUCCAAAGAUAUCUCCCCCAGCCAGGCCCUCGACAGAACACUUGUUGAAGGAGAUGAUUUGCCAUCUGACAUGAUUGCACAACCCCCUACGUUCCACAACUCUUCCCCCUCAAGUAGCGGCCACUCAGACGUUUGUGAUUUAGACAGAGCCGCCCCGGUCCCCCCCCUACCUCCGCCUCGGCAGGCCACUUCUGUGCCCUCAGGGCUGGCCCUGGGUUCAGUGUGCUCGGAGCCCUCUUUGCCCAUAUCCUCAACGCCGUUCCUGCUGUCAGAUCAAGCUGCCCAGCAGGUUGUGCGGCCCAAAGACUUGAAGCUACUGCGGGCCAGUGGCAGUAGUGUAGGCCAUAAGCCGGGCCGACGGAAAGCUCUGCGAAGGCGAGCCGGGGCAGGAAGUUUUGAUUGUGGCUCUUACAGGCGUCGUCACAAUCACAGACAACACCGAGAUUACAUCCCAGUGCGUAACAAGCUUGGCGCCAAGGCCUACAGUGAAAGUCUUUUUGAGGAUUCCAGCGAUGAGGAUGAUGGCAGUGACAUGAGUGCUGCAUCCAGUCUAGGCUCUCAGCGCCAUUAUAGCUCAGAUGAAGACGACUCCAGUUCCUCUACCUCCUGCUACUCCCCAGAACUCACUAAUACCGGCGCAGCUUUACAGCUCCCUCCAGCUUCUCAGUCUCCUACUCCCAGGGAAGGGGAUUUACCUGAACCUGCUGGCUCCUCACAUUCCCGUGCUGCUCAACGCUCAUCGAGCACAGCCAGCGCUAAGACGCACGCCAGGGUGCUCAGUAUGGAUGGUGGGGGUUCAAGUCAGAACAGCACAGCAGUUCUACCCUCUGCUCUGCAAACAAUGCCCUCCACUUCUACCCCUGCGCCGCGGACCCUCACCAUCUCCAAGUCUGAUUUGGAAGCCCGCACCAUCCACGUCGAUUGUUUCCCAGUGUCUCAUCCUCAUCGGCUCGAUUCUCUCGGAGGAUCUUGGACUGGUAACCAGAUGGGCUGGCGAGCAGGAGAGUUGACCGAAGAGGGGGCUGUGGGAGGAGCGCUGGCUCCAGAAGAUGGCGGCAAGCACGACUCAGUCAGCAGUGUGAAGAGGACCCAGGCCAUCCGCAGGCGACACAAUGCAGGGACCAACCCAACACCCCCGCCCUCUACAAUGGGGUCCCCUCCCAGCCUCCAGGACCUCCAAAGGGCUCGGACCUCUUCCCACUCGCGGACCCGUACCCUUCCCUCCGCCUUACAGUUUGCCUCGUCACUACUGCUUCCACGCAGCGGCAUCCAUGAGGCCUCCACAUUCGAUGACACAUCAGAGGGGGCUGUGCACUACUUUUUUGAUGAGAGCGGAGUGAAGAGGUCCUACACAUUUGGGCCUGCCGGAGGUGGUUAUGAGGACCCUGUUCAAGAAAGGGAAAGGCAAUCCCAGUCCUCAAGCUUCACCUCCACAGAGGUCCAGGAAGGAGCACCAGUCCUGUCAAUGCUGCAGCCCAGACCAGUUGUCCUACAGGGAAUGCAGGUGCGCAGGGUGCCAUUGGAAAUGCCUGAGUUUGAUCUAGAUCACGAGUCUCUGCAGGAGUCUCAAGAGAACACCCUGAUGAUCGAGGAGAAGGCUAAACCCAAGCAGUACUAUCGCUUUUGGGUCCUGCCUGGGAAGUGGCUCAGGGUCCGUUAUGAUCGAUUAGCACUUCUGGCGUUGUUGGACAGGAAUCGACGUGUGGGAGAAAAUGUGUUUGCUGUGGUGCUUGCCAGUCUGGUGGCCUUUUUGGGUUUCCAACUGUUGCUCCAGGGCUUUUUCAGGGACAUCUGGGUCUUCCAGUUCUGCCUGGUCAUUGCAAGUUGCCAAUACUCCUUACUGAAGAGUGUACAACCAGAUGCAGCCUCUCCCAUGCAUGGUCACAACUGGAUUAUCGUGUACAGCCGCCCUGUUUACUUCUGCUUGUGCUGCGUGAUGAUCUGGAUCUUUGAUUUGUCUGGUCGCUCCAGCAGCCUGCAACAGUUCUCACUCUAUGGCGUCACCUUCUUCUCUGCUCAUUUUCUGCUAUGUAUCAGAGAUAUGCUCCUGGUGUUUGCCUUGUGUUUCCCGGUCAUCUUCCUGUUUGGCUUGCUACCUCAGGUCAAUACCUUUGUUAUGUGUCUCUUGGAGCAGAUCGACAUGCACGUUUUUGGUGGAACAGCCACCACCAGUCCCCUCUCAUCUCUAUUCAGCCUCAUACGCAGUGUGUUCGUGGCUGCUCUGCUCUAUGGAUUUUGCCUCGGUGCCAUAAAUGCACCGUGGGGAGACGCCCAUGUGCCAGUACUUUUCUCUGUAUUUUGCGGCCUACUACUCGCCUUGUCCUACCACCUGAGUCGCCAAAGCAGUGAUCCUACUAUCCUGUGGUCAUUGGUGCGAUCCAAGUUAUUCCCAGAGCUGGAGAAUCGCACACCUGAAGAACCCCCUGUGGAGAUCAAGGAUCCACUUCCAGAUAAGCUGCAUAACUCUGUGAAAGAGAUUCUCCAAUCAGACCUCGUCAUGUGUCCCCUCAUGGCUGUGAUCACUUUUGCCAUCAGUGCCAGCACAGUUUUCAUUGCACUACAGCCUGCACUCAGCUUUGUUUUGUACAUCUUGGCGGGAGUUGUCGGCUUUAUUACUCACUAUCUCUUGCCGCAGCUCCGCAAACAGCUUCCUUGGUUCUGCCUGGCUCACCCUGUACUCCGAUCUAAAGAAUACAGUCAGUUUGAAGUCCGAGAUGCUGCUCAACUGAUGUGGUUCGAGAAACUGUAUGCGUGGCUUCAAUGUGUGGAAAAGUACUUCAUCUAUCCGGCGGUCGUGCUCAACUCCCUCACGACGGAAGCACGUGCCGUUGGGCAGAACCAUAAAGAGCUGGACAUCUAUAGCCGAGCGCUCUUCAUCUCAGUAGCUGGCAUGAAGCUUCUACGGUCAGCCUUCGGCACCCCAUCGCAGCAGUACGUCACAUUGUGCUUCACCACGCUCUUCUUCCACUUCGACUACCCACACUUCUCAGAGACCUUCCUGAUUGACUACUACUUCAUGUCCAUUCUUUUCAGCAAGAUGUGGGACCUGUUGUAUAAGUUACGCUUUGUGUUGACUUACAUCGCCCCCUGGCAGAUCACGUGGGGCUCGGCUUUCCACGCCUUCGCUCAGCCCUUCGCAGUGCCACAUUCUGCUGUGCUAUUUGUGCAGGCCAUCUUUUCAGCCAUCUUUUCUACCCCUCUCAAUCCAGUCCUAGGCAGCGCUGUGUUUGUUACAUCAUAUACCAGACCUGUUAAAUUCUGGGAGCGGGACUACAACACCAAGCGAGUUGACCACUCCAACACCAGACUUGCCACUCAACUUGACCGUAAUCCUGGUGCUGACGACAACAACUUGAACUCCAUCUUCUACGAACACCUAACACGUUCACUGCAGCACAGCCUGUGCGGAGAUCUGCUGCUUGGCCGCUGGGGCAACUACAACACUGGCGACUGCUUCAUCCUCGCUUCUGACUACCUCAACGCGCUGGUGCACAUCAUCGAGAUCGGCAACGGCCUGGUCACAUUCCAGCUGAGGGGUCUGGAGUUCAGAGGCACCUACUGUCAGCAGAGGGAAGUCGAGGCCAUCACAGAAGGUGUGGAGGAGGACGAGGGGUGCUGCUGCUGCGAGCCAGGUCACCUGCCUCACAUGCUGUCGUUCAACGCCGCUUUCGGACAGCGCUGGCUCGCCUGGGAGGUGGCGGCCACAAAGUAUGUGCUGGAAGGUUACAGCAUCAGUGACAACAACGCCGCCUCCAUGCUGCAAGUGUUUGACCUCCGCAAGAUUCUCAUCACGUACUAUGUCAAGAGCAUUAUUUACUACGUGAGCCGAUCACCCAAGCUGGAGGAGUGGUUGGCUAACGAGACGAUCCAGGAGUCACUGCGACCGUGUCUCGGUGCCAACUACGUCGAUAGCGACCCCACCUUCAACCUGAACAUUGAUGAGGAUUAUGACCAUAGGGCCUCCGGCAUCACACCCUCCUCCUUCUGCAUGAUUUAUGUGGACUGGAUUCAGUAUUGCAACAGCAGGCGUCAAUCGCCUGUGACAAGUGAGAAAGAUUCUCCUCUAGUCAGUCUUUGUUUUGGGUUGUGUAUCCUGGGAAGAAGAGCCCUCGGCACUGCCUCCCACAGCAUGUCUGCGAGCUUGGAGCCGUUCCUCUACGGCCUCCACGCACUCUUCAAGGGAGACUUUCGCAUCACGUCUCCACGGGAUGAGUGGGUUUUUGCAGAUAUGGACCUUUUGAAUCGAGUUGUGGCGCCUGGAGUGAGGAUGUCCCUCAAGUUGCAUCAGGAUCACUUUACAUCCCCGGACGAGUACGAGGACCCUGCAGUGCUCUAUGACGCCAUCACUGCCAACGACGAGAAGAUGUUGAUAUCACACGAGGGCGACCCUGUUUGGCGGAGUGCCAUCCUCGCAAACAUGCCCUCGCUGCUGGCGCUGCGUCAUAUCAUGGACGAUGGCAGCGACGAGUACAAGAUCAUCAUGUUGAACAAGAGGUUCCUCAGUUUCAGGGUCAUCAAGGUGAACCGAGAGUGUGUGCGUGGGCUGUGGGCAGGGCAACAGCAAGAACUCGUCUUCCUACGCAACCGCAACCCCGAGCGCGGAAGCAUUCAGAACGCCAAGCAGGCCCUUAGGAAUAUGAUCAACUCAUCGUGCGACCAGCCUAUUGGCUACCCAAUCUACGUGUCCCCCCUCACCACCUCGUAUGCGGGUGGGCACGGUCAGCUGCGCACGGUGUGGGGGGGACCCGUCAGCCCACACAACAUCUACAACUGGCUCAUCAACAGCUGGGACAGGAUGCAGAAAGGAUGCGGUGCUGGUUGCAACAGCGGAGGAAACAUCGAGGAUUCGGACUGCGGCGGCGGCUCGGCCUCCAUCACGGCCAACGUCGCCAUCCACACCACGCAGAGCACGCCGGCCCCCAGCCUUCCCCAGCCACACAUCACCACCAUGCAGCCCUCGUUGGGGACGGACAACCCGGUAGGUCCGACUCAGAACUGGCCUCACCACCCCCAGCCACUCCCACUGGCUCUCCUCAGCCAAUCAGAGGGCAGGAUGGAAGCAGGACUGCUCUCAUCCCUCCAGCGUACGUCCUCCAUCCAAGGCUUGCUGGGUCAGCAGCUGUCCAACCCGCAGCUCUCCUUCAGCGGCUCGGUGGCGCCGCCCCCUCUCCCAGUGCCCGAGCACUUCUGCCCCUCCGCCUUUCUGGAGAACUCGAGCCACAGGGUGGGCCAGCGGGCUGGCCUCGCCCAGGGCAACGUGCUCCAUUUUGAGAGCCAUUUCGGGAAGUGGAGUUUUUCAGGCAGAAAGGGCUUCAACGGUUCAGCGGCGACGGCGGGCGAGGGCGACGGAGGAAAUGUCCACACCAUACGCACUCAGGUGGGGAACCCCAACAGGAAUGGGCAUGACUCAAGUUCUUUUUCAUCACGGAGAAUAUUAACACUGCAGCCCCCGCCUCCUGGCCCACCACAAGAGGCCAGUCCCACACAAGACCCACUGGGAGCGACACGGGUGGUGGAUUCCUGCCCGCUGCCGGCAGGGGGCGCCCCCGCACCGCCUGACGAAUCCACAGAGUUGCCUUUACUGGAGCACUUGCGCUGAUGAUUGACAACGCUGACACCGCCCCACCCAUCCCGACUGCGUAACAGCACACUGGACCACCACCACCACCACCCUAAAAACAAAAAGUCUUCAGGACUCCAUCAAUUUUUCUUACACAUAGAUCCAAAACACAAAAAUAUUCACUCCCUCCUUUGCGGUCUGACAGCAUGUUGCACGUCGACUCAGGACGUUACUCCCAAAGUCAGAGGCGUUGUGCGUGCGUGCGUGCGUGCGUGUGUAUGUGAAUGUUGAGAGUAUGUGUGCUAACAGGCCAGGAAGGCCAGUGCAAUUAUAAGCGACUUUUUGUUUUGUUUGUUUUUUUUCCUUUGCGCGACGAUUGUUUAUUUCUAUGAACUGGAACAUGGAGGAUCAGCUUUGACUGUGUGGAUACCACAAGAAGCCUUGUUCAGUUUUUCUCUCAACUCAGAAGCCCUUUUCUCCUAUUCAGUCCGGAGAAAUACAACAAACUCUGAAACCAACUGAAAAUUCACCCCCGACCCACGCGUGGUGCUCGGACCGAUUGUUUACAGCCUCGAGUCCAAUCUGAAAAGUUGUGUUGAUCACAAACCUGGCAGCAAAGCUUUUUUUCUCUAUUCGGAGGAUUUUUUUUUCCUGCUUUUUCUUUACUUGAAAAUUGUGAGUCACUCAGUUUUGGCGCUGAGCCAGUUAAUCGGAGACGCCCACCCGCAUCACAUCCGACAAGAAGGAUGGGGGAGCGAGGGGGGAGGGGUCUGCUUCCUUCUCACGCCUACUCGACUACUGCUUCAGCAUCUCUUCGCUACUACUAACUAGAAUACAAAGUCACUACUACUACUACUGCUUGAAUCCAGCGUUUUAGUUGGAACUAAAGGAUUUAAAAACAAAAAACAGGAUGAAUAUUUAUUGGAGGAAGGCGGUCUUACGUAAUGGGAUUUGUUUGUACCAUGCUGAUGUUAAAUUGGCAAUUUACGUUCUUUUGUCCACCCCUCCUCUUCAAACCAGUAUCACAAUUGUCAUCUCAACAAGGGGCUACUGUGUGUAGUGUGUUUGUGUGUGUGUAUGGAACUAGAAAUACAUCAGAGAAGUCACUUUAAGUUGGUUUCCUUCCCUCUUUCACUCUUAGUCGCUUUGAACGGAUGCUGCAGUAGAACACAAAUUGCAUUCUGCAAAAUAAGACCAAAAUGAAAUGGUCCUUAAAAGUGUUGGGUGAAAAAGUCCCUUGACAAUUCUCCUAUUAGGGCACCGUGGUGGAUGCGUGCUGGGUCCGACCACCUACAGUGCUGAGGUUGGGGGUUUGAAUUCGGACUUGGGCUUUCCUGUGUGGGGUUGUUAGCGUGUUCUCCCCGUGCUCGCGUAGGUGUCUUCAGGUAGUCCGGCUUCCUCCCACAUUCUAAAAACAUUCACGUCCGGUUUGUUGAUGAAUAAAAUUGACGUCAGGCGGCUCGUACUAGAGGGAAUAAUUGGGCAAUGGUAUGUACCCUCGCGAUGGGCCUGCGACCAAUCCAGGGUGUACUCUGGCCCAGAGUCACCUGGAUUCGGCUCCGGUUCACCCAUGUGCCCUUAUCAGCGAUAUUGAAGGAUGGAUGAAUAUUCUGCCAAAAUCCCAAAUAACUGAAAUAUUGCGGGCACUACCUCUCCCGCUAAAAUCACAAAAAGCUGGAAUGUUGAAAGCCCAAAUACUGCUGCUAAAAUCCCAAGUAGCCCUCUACAUCUUUUCUUUUUGUGAAAACACAGCUGCCAGUAAAACUUUUUUUUUAUAUAUACUUUGCUCGGAUUAAGCAAAGCACAAGACGGUGAUCAGAGCUGGGUGUCAGUUGAC